This is a messenger RNA of Setaria italica (foxtail millet), 691 nucleotides long. RefSeq lists its product as uncharacterized. Bases 43 to 609 code for a protein of 188 amino acids. Lineage: Eukaryota; Viridiplantae; Streptophyta; Magnoliopsida; Poales; Poaceae. The transcript has 5 exons. The record is from RefSeq and is a predicted model, not a curated record.
AAUGCUGCAGGUUCACAGAAGAUAACACUGCAUGAGCAGGUCAUGGGCUUGGAUAAUGGUGGAAAGCUGGCGAUUGACAUUGAUUCACAUUCACCCACCAUGGUAUUGAGGGAGUCUGAUGACCACAGGGCAUGUCAAACUAAGGAUACCAGAGAUCAACCUAAUAAGGAGGCACAGUGCACUCAACUAGGCUCCCAUUCUGUGCAGAGACAGGUGGGAAGUGGGAAGCGUGGGAGCUACUGUGGUGCCAUCGGUGUCAGCAAGAAGUCCCAGCACGAGUCAUCAUCUAAAUCCUCCCCAGUUUGUUUGAGCAAACAGGGACAACAGCCAAUGUUCACAAAAGAACAGGUGCAAGAGAUGAUUAAUCAAGCCCUGCAAGGGUUAAAUGAAGCUUGGGAGAAGAAAUUUUUGUCCUUGGAGCAAAAGAUGCCCAGCAUGUCCUCAUCACACAUCGUCCCUAAUGGUGUGAAGGAGCCCUCAUUGGCUGUUGGAAGAAGCAAAUGUUGCAAACUGGCACGGCAGUGGCGGACCCAGCUUUUGGUCAAGACUAGGCCAAAAUUCAGCGUCAAAACUACCACAUACAAGCUUUUAUCAUGGUCUUGUAUGUAAAAUGUGCAAGAUUUCUACCACAUAUGUAACACAGAAGUAGCAGUAUGAAGUAAAGAAAGAAGAAACAAAGACAGGAACAAAA